This is a messenger RNA of Plasmodium yoelii, 918 nucleotides long. Its product is annotated as PIR protein. The coding region runs from base 1 to 918 and encodes 305 amino acids. The record is from RefSeq and is a predicted model, not a curated record. The transcript is spliced from 3 exons. Lineage: Eukaryota; Apicomplexa; Aconoidasida; Haemosporida; Plasmodiidae.
AUGGAUGAUACUCUAUGUGGAAAAUUUUAUACUUUGAGGGAAUAUUUCCCCGAUGAUUUAGGCAAAAACUCAACACUUGAUUUUCAUCAAAAUAAUGAUUUUAUGCAAUGCUGUACUAAUAAAGGUACAGAAGAAAAUAAAUGCCAUACUGAUCUCGAUAAAAUUACGGCUGGAUUUUUAUGGCUACUUGCAGAAUAUUAUUCUAUGUCCCAAAAUGGAAAAUAUAAUGAAAAUAAUACUAAUCCAUUUUUUCUAUAUAUGAUUUCAUGGUUUAGUUACAAAAUAAAGCAAAAAUCAAAUCACGAAACCACCUCAAUAAACGAUUAUUAUAACAAUCAUGUAAAAAAUAGUGAUAAAUAUAUCGGUUUUACAAAAGAUGCUUAUAAAUUUACAUAUCUUGAGGAUGUCUUAGAUAAAAAAAGUGAUUUUUUGAAUAUUAAUAUUGAAGAUUUGUCUAAAUUUUAUGAUGUAUUCAAAUUAUUAUGUAAUAUACAUAGUAAUCUUGCACAGAAUAAAACAAACGACAUACUGUCAAAUAGUGCUACUAGUUUUGUUAACAAACUUACAGAACUUAACAAUAACUCUAAAAUUGAAGAUACCGUACGUAAUAAAAUAUUGCCUGUUUUAUCAACUGAUUAUGAUAAUUUAAAAAAUAAUUGUACUAGCAAAGGUGAUAAAUGUAAAGAUUUUCCACCCAUUCCAGAGACAAUACCAAACAUUUAUGCACAAAAAUCUGGAGUUACAUCAUCAAGUUCGUCGACAGCAAACAAAUUAUUCACAGUUUUAUCGAUAUUUGGUGCAAUAGCAUUUUUUUUAGGAAUUUCUUAUAAGUAUUCGUUAUUUGGAUUUCGGAAACGAGCUCAAAAACAAUAUUUAAGAGAAAAAAUAAAAAAUAUAAAGAAGAAAAUGAAUCGUUAA